Messenger RNA from Cooperia oncophora, 348 nucleotides. Lineage: Eukaryota; Metazoa; Nematoda; Chromadorea; Rhabditida; Trichostrongylidae. The record is from the annotation of a GenBank genome assembly.
AUGUUGUUGAUUGAACGCAUCAAGAAGAAUAUGACAAAAUUCCGCAUUUUUGAAGGCUUUCCUCUCAACACAGAAAGUGAAGGAAAAGAUUUGCUAUUCAGUCAACAAGGUUCGAUACUGGAUGCACGAGGCGUUAGACGUUACGGCCAUUCCAAGUCUUUUCACUGCAACUCUUGCGACUCACGCCUAAUUUGUCCGAGGGCAGCGUGUAGGAACACCGAAUGUCCCCUUCUAGGCUGGCUUCAUUGUAGCGUUACUCCGAAGCGGUGCAAAGCAUCGAAGCGAACUACUAUUCACUUCCUGCAAAUCGAGCCGCAACUGUCACUAAUACUUGGAAGAGUCCUCUAG